UAUAGUGUCGCCCCCUGUCAGAUCUCUGUGUCAUCGCACAUGUAUGUUUUGUAAUUGCUUAGCUAGAUGGCGCACCCCCCUUCUGUCAUGUGACAAGCUUGGACCAAUCGGGAGGUGUCAUCUAGCAUGUGAAGCCUUUAUAAGAAUAAACAGCCGCGGGUCGGCGGAGUCUUCGUUCCGGUUUUCAUCGGGCGCAGUUAGCUCCGUGUCUCCUUCACUGCGCCGGCGCUAGCCGCGCGUUCGCCCGUCGGGGCCCCCCGCUUGCCUGCCGCUGCCGACACAACAUCUUUUGGCGACGAGGAUGGGAUUCCCGCAGCGGUUCCGACCGAAGCCCCGGGACACCAACGAGCUUCGCCCACCUCGAAGCGGCCGGCGGUGGCGACUGGACGGACGCGCGACGAGCGUCCGCGCUCGUCAGCGCUCUCGGGCGUGAGGGACAACGGAAGUACUUUGCAGACGAGGAGCAGGAAGCAGCAAGGCAGUUAACCAGCGCAGCGUCAGCUUCAAGCGAAGCAGCAAGGCAGUCGACCGGCGCAGCGUCAACGUCAAGUGAUGCGGUCCCGCCAGCGUCAGAGUUUCCGAGACUCUUGGAGCGGCUUGACCGGCUGUUCGCCGCGUCAACAAAUGUCCUGGCGGAACGGCACGAAUUCACCAGUCGGAAGCAGUUCGAGGGAGAAGGAUUCCUGGAAUUCGUGACCGCAUUGAAGGAGAAGGCGGUACAGUGCAACUUCGGCACAGCCUACAACGAGCGCGUCCGAGACCAAAUCAUACAUGGCGUAGCGAACGUCAGCGUUCGCGAAAAGUUGCUGGCUCAUGGCGAAACCCUGUCCCUGGACAAGGCAGAAGAAAUUGGACGCUCGUUAGAAGCCUUGCAUCGAGCGAACCGCGCGUUCGGCUCCGAAAAUGUUCGAAGAAUCGAGGCAUCUCAACUUGGCGUUCCGUCGGCGGGCCAAGAUGGCCGACUUCUUCCGGGGAGCCGCCAAGAUGGCCGACGUAGUCCGGGAGGCCAUGAAGAUGGCCGACGUAGUCCGGGAGGCCAUGAAGAUGGCCGACGUAGUCCGGGAGGCCAUGAAGAUGGCCGACUUCUUCCGAGAGGCCGCCGAGACGACCGACUUCUUCCGAGAGGCCGCCGAGACGACAGACUUCUUCCGAGAGGCCGCCGAGACGACCGACUUCUUCCGAGAGGCCGCCGAGACGACCGACUUCUUCCGGGAAGCCGCCAAGAGGGCCGACAUUUCGCACAUGGCUCCUCCGGGAACCGUGGUGCAUGCGAUCGGUGUGGCAGCACGAAGCAUAUUGCAACGUACAGGAAUUGUCCAGCAAGGCACCGGCGGUGCAACGCCUGCCACACGUUGGGCCAUUUUGCAUCAGUAUGCCGAAAAACCCGUACUGUCCAGCACGUCUCUUCCGCAGAGACGCGGUCUUUGUCAACUUCCACAGGACAGCCGUCCGCGUCUGUCUUGACGGUGAGCACCUUGGAAACUAAAAAAGAUUUGGAAGUUCCAGUCGUAGUGAACGGCGUCUCCAUGCGACUGCCGGUGGAUACGGGAGCGUCUGUCUCAAUGAUGACUGUCGAAGAUUUUGGAAAGCACUUUGGUCGACAGCACAGACUGUCACAAACAGUGGACUUGAAAAAUUUCUCCAAGCAAUGCAUCGACAUUCAAGGCCUGUUUCAAGCCACUGUCCAGUUUUUCCAAAGGUCAUGCUCCGUCACGUUCCACGUAACGACUACAGGAACAUCACUGCUGGGUUUAGACGCCAUCCAACGCUUGGGCAUACAGAUCGACGGUACGUCGCUGACAUGUCGUCUACCAUCGCUUCCUUCGGUACAGAGCCCCACAGGUGUGCCUCCGG
Molecule: messenger RNA, 1854 nt
Organism: Dermacentor andersoni
Lineage: Eukaryota; Metazoa; Arthropoda; Arachnida; Ixodida; Ixodidae
Source: RefSeq, a predicted model, not a curated record